GCUCCCUCUCAAACCUCGCAGUUUCUCGCGUUGUUCGGACACAGCUGAUCGUUCCCCUGCCUGCUAGACAAAAUAAAACAGGCCAGGCUAGCCGGGCGCGCACUUCCUCUCCUGGGGGAGCGGGGGACCUUGCCGGGCCACGAACCGGAGAGGCCCUGAAGAAACGGGAACCGGCGGGAGCUUGUCUUCUUUCUUCCAGCCAUGAAAAUCAGCAUUGCGGCGGCGCGCUAACGUUAGCAUCGUCCCCACCGACACACAGGGACCGAUGGCCAAACAUCCCCCCGCGGCGGUUAGCCUGAAUGUCAAUGUUGUUGUUUAGUAAAAGCCACGCGAGGUCACGAUGUCCUGCUCCGGCAACCUGGUUUGGGAUGUAAAUAAACGCCUCAUCGGAUACAGCCAACCCAACAUCAUCAGGACGAACUAUUUAGGUCGAAGAGAGUUUGUUCAGAAACUGAAACUCGAAGAAACGCUGAAUGUCCACGAUGGCUGCGUGAACACAAUAUCUUGGAAUGACACGGGAGAGUACAUCUUGUCAGGUUCCGAUGAUACCUUCCUGGCCAUUACCAACCCGUACAACAAAAAGGUCAAAAGGUCAAUACGGUCCGGCCACCGGGCCAAUAUUUUCAGUGCAAAGUUCAUGCCCCACACCAACGACCAGGAGAUCAUCUCCUGCUCCGGGGACGGAAUCCUCUACUACACCCGCACGGAAAAGACGGCCGAGUUCAACAGACAGUGUCAGUUUACCUGCCAUUACGGCACCGCCUAUGAGAUUAUGACAGUACCAAAUGACCCCUACACCUUUCUGUCGUGCGGGGAGGACGGCACAGUUCGAUGGUUUGACCUCCGGAUGAAAACGAGCUGCACAAAAGAGGACUGCAAAGAUGACAUCCUGAUCAACUGCCGGAGAGCGGCGACGUCCAUCUCCAUCUCGCCGCUGAUGCCCUACUACCUGGCGGUGGGCUGCUCGGACAGCUCCGUACGCAUCUACGAUCGACGCCUGCUGGGCACCAGGGCCACUGGUAACUACAUGGGUCGGGGGACGACGGGUAUGUGCGUGAGGUUCGUGCCUGCCCACCUGUCCAACAAGUCGUGUCGCGUGACGUCGCUGUGCUACAGCGAGGACGGCCAAGAGGUGCUGGUCAGCUACUCCUCCGACUACAUUUACCUUUUUGACCCCAAAGACGACCAGGCCCGAGAGCUGAAGGGGCCUUCGGAGGAGAGGAGGGAGGAGCUGAGGCAGCCGCCAGUGAAGCGCCUCCGUCUGCGGGGGGACUGGUCGGACACCGGACCCCGGGCCCGUCCCGAGAGUGAGAGGGAGAGAGAUGGAGAGCAAAGCCCGAAUGUGUCUCUGAUGCAGAGGAUGUCGGACAUGUUGUCACGCUGGUUUGAGGAAGCCAGCGAGGCUCAGAGCAGUCGAGGGACUCGCCCUCAGUCGAGACCUCGAGGCACAGCUGUUCGCCCCAAUAUUCCCGCUGCCACUGGAGGUGCCUCCAGCCAGGGGAGCAGCGCCCCCGAGAGGCCGGCGGCGUCCGAUGCCCAGGACGUGCAAACCGGUCCUGCCCCGGCGGCACCCUCGCCCACGUCGUCUCACCCGUCUCAGUCAUCGUCAGGUGCCGCCGUACCUCCCUCUUCCAGCACGUCUUCAGUCGAGAGUUCAGCUCCGUCGUCCUCUGGAUCCGGGUCCCAGAGGGAGACCCCCGCGACCGGAACCGCGGCAACGGUUGCGUCGGAAACGGCGGUCUCGGAUUCGCCUUCGUCGGUGGUGAACAAGCAGCUGGGUUCCAUGACUCUGGAUGAGCAGCAGGGAGGUGCAUCGGUUUCGCGGUGCGAAGACACUCCCGUGCCAGGAAUCUGCAGCCCCCCCUCCACCUCCAGCACCGGCCGAUCCAGUGCGGCGGAACCGGUGCUCAGCCUGCACUACAGCUCGGAGGGAACCACUACCAGCACCAUUAAGCUGGACUUCACUGACGAGUGGAGCAGCAGCACGUCCAGUUCUCUGGGCAGUGGCGGUCCCAAAGCAUCUGACCCAGUGCACAGCCAACAGAGUGUAUCCACAGAGAACCUCGUGGUGGAACAACCUACGCGUGACUCCUCAGGGCAGCUAAGCGGGACGUCGGCCAGCACAGAUCCUCCACGCGACGCCCCCUCCUCCAGCGCCCGAGACAGGUCGCCUGCCAGCGUCACACCGGAAAACACCGCGGAGAGGAGCCCUGCCGACUCCCCGGGGGACUGCCGUAGGCAAGAGCCCUCGGGGGAGCAGGGCCCGGAAGCGCCGGCGCCAGCGGAUGAAAACCCGAGUCAGACCGCACGGGGGAACCAGGACUCGGACGACAGUGACGACGACCCAAUUCUCAUCCCGUCGACCAGGUUCAGAGGGCAGGGUCAGAGAUUAAGUUCCAGAGGAUCUGCAGUAGGCGAUAGAAUGAUCAGACGCUCUGCAGCAGCUCGCAUCCAGGAGCUGUUUCGCAGGAGGAAGGAGAGAAGGGAGCUGGAGGAGAGCGAGACGCAGAACAUCAGGAGGCCCUCGGUCAAAAUGGUCUACAAGGGCCACCGCAACUCCCGGACGAUGAUCAAAGAGUCGUGCUUCUGGGGCAACAAGUUUGUGAUGAGCGGCUCCGACUGCGGCCACAUCUUCAUCUGGGACCGGCAGACCGCCGAGCACCUCAUGCUGCUGGAGGCCGACAACCACGUCGUCAACUGUCUCCAGCCGCACCCCUACGACCCCAUUCUGGCCUCAUCGGGCAUCGACUACGACAUCAAGAUCUGGUCGCCGAUGGAGCAGUCGCCGUCUUUCAACAGGGUUCUUGCUGACGAGGUGAUAACGCGGAACGAGCUGAUGCUGGAGGAGACGAGGAACACAAUCACAGUGCCUGCUUCCUUCAUGCUGCGAAUGCUGGCGUCCCUCAAUCACAUCCGAUCAGAUCGUCUCGAAGGCGAACGCUCUGAAGGUUCAGGGCAAGAAAACGAGGACGAGCAGUAGAUGGGUGACUCCCCCCCCCCCCUUUUCCUUCCCCCUUUUGCUGGAGAGCACUUCUUUGUACAAGUGUAGCAUACUACCUUUUUGAACCCCCACUUUCCCACCACUUGUUUUUUAAGACUUUCUUACCGACGUUUAUGUAAAAGGGUGACCUAAGUGUGCGCUAAUGCAAUGGCGUCCCAAUACAUCAACAGCGAGAGGUGAGUGGUGUGCAAGAUUAAGUGCAAUAUUAUUAUUGUUACGCGUUGGGAGCGUAUAUUCGCGUCAAUGGUUUUCAGUGUUACGUUGGAUUUGAAGCAAUGUAAACAAAGGGUACUUGCUUUGCUUUUGUUGGAGAGAACGAAAAAAUAUGGUUGGUCUCGGUAAAAAAAAAAAACUUUUACAAAAUUUAGAAGACAAAAAAAAAAAAAUAAAGCUACAAGGCAUCUGAGAGAUGUCUGUGUGACAAACUUGCCGCUGCUCACUUAUUUGGCUUACGCACUUUGUGACUUGAACGACAGCACUGUGGACACUUUUGUACAAAACUUUUUAUAGAAACGCUAUAAAAAUUUUAGUUACAAUGUGUUGAAGAUCGAAGGUUAUACAGCUCGUUGUCCUUGUAAAGAAAAAAAUAAAAAAUAAAGUAGUACCAUUCAAAAGAUCGCAUACGAGGUAAGACUGAAGUGCCGUCAUCAUUAAAUGCGCUACGCCACGGGUGUCAAACUCAAGGCCCGGGGGCCAGAUCCGGCCCACCGCAUGAUUUUAUGUGGCAUCAACGUUUGUGAUUUUUUUUUUCUUUUUUCAAAUCUGUACCAAAAUUUCAAAUUGUCAUAUCAUAAAUAACGUUGCACUAUUACAAGCAUUUUUGUGUUACCAAACAACAAUAGUUGGAAAAACCCAUUACCCUUGAUUUCUGAUUCCAAAACUAGUUCAUAAAUUUCAUGUGUAAAUAUGAUGAGGUGGUUAAAGACUUUUUACGGCCCUUUGAGGGAAACCAUAAGUACAAUGUGGCCCGUGACAAAAAUGAGUUUGACACCCCUGCUUUACACCUUGCAUCCUCCCAUAGUUCCAUCUGGAACUCUGGAAUCAGGUUUAAAAUGCGCACUACACACACAAAAUUUGGGUCUCGUACAUCAUCAUUUGACGGCGCGGCACAGCGCAACAUCUAAAAUGGAAUGAAUGCCCCAAACGUGUACAAUUUGGUAGUCUAUGGGUUACAAAAAAAAAUAAUAAAAAAUUAUUAAGUCCA
Messenger RNA from Syngnathoides biaculeatus (alligator pipefish), 4205 nucleotides. It is a transcript of the gene dcaf6, whose product is annotated as ddb1 and cul4 associated factor 6. Gene Ontology annotation, molecular function: protein binding. Gene Ontology annotation, cellular component: Cul4-RING E3 ubiquitin ligase complex; cytoplasm. Gene Ontology annotation, biological process: positive regulation of transcription by RNA polymerase II. NCBI's taxonomy places the organism in Eukaryota, Metazoa, Chordata, Actinopteri, Syngnathiformes, Syngnathidae. The transcript has 20 exons. Bases 341 to 2980 code for a protein of 879 amino acids. The record is from RefSeq and is a predicted model, not a curated record.